CGUGUAUAUGUGGCGUAGCCCAGACGCAGCCUCUAUUAUAAAUUAGAAGCAUUUCUUCCCAAUUACAGAGUUAGCAACAGGUUCUGCGAAAAUUUUGCCCUAAAUCAAAUCGAAGAUGGCUGAUUACACCGGCUCUGUCGUCCGAUACACACAGAAUCGAAAGUGGUCCUCAGAUCCGUUGCCGGCGGCUGCCUGUUCUUCGAUUAAUAACCCAUUUGCUGCCGAGUUUGUGCACUCUUGUACAAAUUACAGAGCCCGUGCUUCUUCGAUCAAUCGAGUUUUAUGGACACCUUCUGGGAGGCGUCUUAUUACAGGCUCUCAAAACGGGGAGUUCACUCUCUGGAAUGGUGAGUCAUUCAAACACGAAUUGAGGAUUCAGGCUCAUGAUCAACCAAUCAGGUCCAUGGCGUGGAGUUUUGAUGAUGAAGAUUGGAUCUCUGGUGAUGAUGGAGGCACAAUCAGGUAUUGGAAGAUCAGUAACAUGAGUAAUGUGCUUGUCAUUGAAUCUGCUCACCAAGAAUCGGUUCGGGACCUGAGCUUCUGUCGGAGUAAUUUGAAGUUUUGUUCAUGUUCGGAUGACACUAGUGUUAAAAUCUGGGAUUUUGAACGGUGCCAACAGGAGCAGACAUUGACCGGCCAUGGUUGGAAUGUGACCAGUGUUGACUGGCACCCCACAAACUCUCUAAUAGCUUCGGGUGGGAAAGACAGUGUCGUCAAACUGUGGGAUGCUAGGUCACGGAGAGAACUCUGUUCGUUUUAUGAUCACAAAAAUUGGGUGCAUUCUGUCAAGUGGAACCCAAAUGGUAACUGGCUGCUAACUGCUUCCAAGGAUCAUGUCAUUAAGCUUUACGACUUGAGGGCGAUGAAGGAACUUAAAUCUUUCCGCGGCCAUCAGAACCAAGUGACUGCUCUAGCUUGGCAUCCCCUUACUCAAGACUAUUUUGUCAGUGGGAGUAGUGAUGGAUCCAUUUUCCAUUGGCUUGUUGGCCAUGUAACUCCCCAGGUUGAAAUUCCUAACGCACACACUAACAGUUACAAUAAUAAUAGUGUGUGGGAUCUCCAGUGGCAUCCUAUGGGUCAUAUGAUUUGUAGUGGUAGCAAUGAUCGCACCACCAAGUUUUGGUGCACAACAGGACAUAAAUCUAAAUUCAGUCAGAAUCAAAGUAAUUUUCCCUUUCCAUUUCAUGGACCACCAACUAUUGCUACUCGAGACCAAGGAACCCUUGGUUCAGGAGGUGUUGGAACCAUUAUACCCGGUGUUGGAAUUGCGGUUUAAACAGACCAAAUUAAUCUAAAAACCCAAAUUAAUCAACAUCGGCUACUGCAUACAAGAAAAAGAAAAAGAAUGACAGACAAAACAAAACCAAAAAACAAACAAGAAAAAGAAAAAUGACAAACAAAACAAAACCAAAAAACAGACCAACAGUGUUUGAUCAAGAGAGAGAGAGAAAAAAAAAAUAGAAAAACUAUCUGGAAUAAUUAGUUGAACAAACAAAAGAAUCUCAAUACAAAAGAACAGUUUCCAGCCAGAAGAGACCAAGUUCAAUUUUCCCACCCCACAAAAACUGGCUGUGAAUCAACCGUCUCAAAUAUCAAAUUUUCCAAGGCCCCCCCAUAUGCUUUUAGUUAGUCUAUGUAUGAUCUAAUUAGUGGUUUCCCCUCCAAGCAUGGAGCAACCAAGCAAUGCUACGUCCAGGAAAUUAUAGGAUUGGAUCAGCUACUUGUUCAAUAUAUAAGAGGCACACUUCAAGCAUAGCAGUAAUUUCUAUAAAGGAUUGGGUUUCUACAUGCAUAUGACUAAGAGGUGAUAUUCCUGUUACCAUUACUAUAAGCAAUUUCUUCCUAUUAUUCCAAUUACCAUUACUUGCAGCCCAAUCUCACAGUUCUAUAUCCAUUCGGGAUAGGGGAUGGCUGCUAUGUACCUGCAUUCACAGUUCAACGUCACUUAUGACAGAUCCAGAAGUUCUAUUGAUGACUCUAAAUGAAUUCAAUGAAAGAGAAAACUGCAUUUCUUGUGCAUAUAUAGCUUCUGACAAGUGUACAUCAUGUGAAAAAGUGGACAAGUUCGUUGCAUUCCUUCGUUCAAUUC
Messenger RNA from Rosa rugosa (rugosa rose), 2089 nucleotides. RefSeq names its product flowering time control protein FY-like. The transcript has a single exon. Gene Ontology annotation, molecular function: protein binding. Lineage: Eukaryota; Viridiplantae; Streptophyta; Magnoliopsida; Rosales; Rosaceae. The record is from RefSeq and is a predicted model, not a curated record. Bases 116 to 1276 code for a protein of 386 amino acids. Gene Ontology annotation, cellular component: mRNA cleavage and polyadenylation specificity factor complex.